This is a messenger RNA of Trichoderma virens Gv29-8, 1691 nucleotides long. RefSeq lists its product as uncharacterized. The record is from RefSeq and is a predicted model, not a curated record. Bases 64 to 1431 code for a protein of 455 amino acids. Gene Ontology annotation, cellular component: cytoplasm. The transcript has 3 exons. NCBI's taxonomy places the organism in Eukaryota, Fungi, Ascomycota, Sordariomycetes, Hypocreales, Hypocreaceae. Gene Ontology annotation, molecular function: calcium ion binding; calcium-dependent phospholipid binding.
CACGACGUCACCACCGUUCCGCCUUCAUCACAGAACUCGCCGCGCGGAACCAACCACUGCAAUAUGUCUUAUCAAGGAUAUGGCCAGCCCUACGGCCAACCGCCGCCUCCCCAGGGUUAUGGCCAGUAUCCUCCUCCUCAACAGGGCCAAUAUCCUCCUCCCCAUGGACAAUACCCGCCAGCUCAGCAAGGGCAAUACGGCCAGUAUCCUCCCCCUCAGCAAGGAGGAUAUUACCAGUCUCCCCCGCCCCCUCCAGGCCAGUAUCCCCCACCACAAGCGCCUUACGGACAGCCGCCGCCUCAGCAAUACGGGGCCCCUCCUCCUCAACACCAACAACCCUACGGAGCGCCUCCUCCAGGACAAUAUGGAGCGCCUCCUCCCCAACAUGGGGCUCCUCCUCCGCAGCACGGAGGGCAUUACGGUGCCCCUCCCCCGGCUCCAUAUGGAGCUCCCCCUGUACAGCCUACGCCGCCGUCUCCUGGCUAUGGUGCCCCGCAGAUCAUUCAAUGGGAUGGUAACGCAGACGCCCAGGCUUUGCGCGGUGCCAUGAAGGGCUUUGGAACGGAUGAAAAGACGCUGAUUAAUGUCCUGUCACGGAAAGACCCUCUGCAGAUUGAUCUGAUCCGAUCAACCUAUGAGCGCACGUUCAAGCGCAGGCUGGUAGAGGACAUAAAGAGCGAGACAAGGAGUUGGUUCGAAUUUGGUUUGGUGCAGCUCGCCCGUGGUCCGCUGCUGGCUGAUAUUCAUAAUCUAUUCGAUGCCAUGGCUGGUCCGGGAACCAAGGAGGUCGUCAUGAAUGAUAUCCUAUUGUCGAGAUCCAACGCCGAUCUGAAGGCUAUCAAGAGCGCGUAUCAGCACACAUUCCGACGAAGCUUGGAGAGCGAUGUCAAGGGCGAAUUGAGCUUGAAGACGGAGAGACACUUCUUGAUAGUCUUGGCUGCCAAUAGGGCCGAGGACUCAGCACCAGUAAAUCCACAGCAGGUGGAAGAGGACGUCAUGAACAUCUACAGGUCGACCGAGGGCAAGGUCGGCACUGACGAGAUUCUGGUCUGCAGCAUUCUGAGUACCAGAAACGACAACCAGAUCCGAGCCAUCGCCCAUACCUACAGGCAAAAGUUCAACCGUGACCUGGAUACCGUAAUUCAGAGUGAAUUCUCUGGCCACAUGAAAGAUGCGCUCUUGUUUCAGCUUCGCCAUGCUGUUGACAAAUAUAUGCACGCUGCACAGCUUUUGGAGGACUCCAUGGCUGGUUUGGGCACCAAAGAUCACCUCCUCAUCUCCCGAACCAUCCGUUUCCACUGGGAUCGGAACGAGCUUGCAAACGUCAAGGGAGCUUAUUUGCAUCGAUACAAGAAGCCCCUGGCCGCCCGCAUCAGAGGAGAGACAUCUGGUGAUUAUCAGAAGUUGAUGAUUGCCUGCGUUGGAGAGUAAAAUACUGUUUCCUAGACCUGCAGGUUCAUUAAUGGAAACAGUAACAUGAUUACGCCCUAAUGGAAAGUUACACCUAGAUUCUUUAAUGAUGGCUGGAGAGCAUGAGGCGUUUGGAGGGCCUGUUUUACAUUGUAUCAACAAACCUUUGGCGAGGUACUAUCGGGGUAUCAAGUAGUACCUAGGGAAGUGGUAAAGUAGGUAGCCAAUUCUACUGGGCUAGGUAGUAUACCCAAUAAUAUCAAAACAAGAAUCAUGAAUCU